AUGGAACAUACUUUGAAUAAGAUUAUCCAUUUGGACGGGGUACAGGCACGACCACCAAAAGCUGCUCAAUUUAAUAACGGAAAUGUUAGUUUCGAAUUGCAAAUCCAAUCAAAUAGCAUUGUUUCAAAUUGGGGAAAAUAUAAGCCUAUAAGAAUGAUAGAAGAAGAACCAGAGUUAGUUAAAAUGGAAAACCUUUUAAACACAGUAAAACCCAUUAUAAUAAAAGGAUAUGUGAAAACAAAUUUUACAUCAGUAAACAAUAAGAAAUAUAAUAAAAUAAUCGGUUGUGGUUCAAUAACAAACGGAUAUUAUAAAAUAGAAGUACAUAUUACAAAUUUUAAAGAAGAUGAUUACACUAAAUUUGAUAUUAAUAAAGGCGAUCACGUUGAAAUUAUUGGAACAAUGCAAACUACUGUAAAACCACCAUAUUUAGAGGUGAAUAACUUAAAUGACAUUAAGAAGAUUGAAGGACACAUGCCAAUAAAUGAGCUAUUAAAAGGAAAUCAUCUGCCUAAAAGAAAGAAUGAGGAAUCUUCAACUGAUGUGACACAAAGUAAGAAAAGGAGGGAAAUAAUACCGGAGGUAGGAACAAGUAGGGAAAGCGCAGAGAUAUUUGAUAAUUAAAAUGAAAUUAAAUUUUAAUUUAAAAUUUAAAAUUUAUGACAUUAAUAAUAAUAAUGUAU
Messenger RNA from Wasmannia auropunctata (little fire ant), 683 nucleotides. RefSeq lists its product as uncharacterized. NCBI's taxonomy places the organism in Eukaryota, Metazoa, Arthropoda, Insecta, Hymenoptera, Formicidae. The transcript has 5 exons. The coding region runs from base 1 to 624 and encodes 207 amino acids. The record is from RefSeq and is a predicted model, not a curated record.